AUGUAUAAUAAGAUUACAAAAUGCAGAGCUGUCAGUACAAAUGUUAAAUUGUUACCAGAGGUAUUAGUGCAAAUGAAAUUAGCCCCUCAAUGGACCCUUAAAGAUGAAUCCAGGCUAUGUAGAGAGACAAUCAAAUUUAAAGAUUUCGAAACCACUUGGUCCUUCCUGAAUCAGCUCUCUAUGAGAGCACAUCUUUGGGGUCACCAUCCUACGAUUUCAACAACGUAUAAUAAAGUGGACUUAGAGUUGACAACACAUGAUAUCGAAGGCGGACCUGCUAUCUCCGACAUUGAUAUAAAGAUGGCUAAAAGAAUUGAACAUUAUGUAAAUUUGUAUAAAUAG
This is a messenger RNA of Naumovozyma castellii, 342 nucleotides long. It is a transcript of the gene MCO14, whose product is annotated as 4a-hydroxytetrahydrobiopterin dehydratase. The transcript has a single exon. Lineage: Eukaryota; Fungi; Ascomycota; Saccharomycetes; Saccharomycetales; Saccharomycetaceae. The record is from RefSeq and is a predicted model, not a curated record. The coding region runs from base 1 to 342 and encodes 113 amino acids.